Nilaparvata lugens (brown planthopper) is the source of this 452-nucleotide messenger RNA. RefSeq lists its product as uncharacterized. The coding region runs from base 97 to 426 and encodes 109 amino acids. The transcript is spliced from 2 exons. Lineage: Eukaryota; Metazoa; Arthropoda; Insecta; Hemiptera; Delphacidae. The record is from RefSeq and is a predicted model, not a curated record.
AAAGCUCUUAUAUUCCUGACACUGAUUCAAUUGAGUUCUACUCUUUUUCACGUGGAUUUAUGUAUUGGAAUAAUUUUUAAAGCUCUUUCAUCAAAUAUGUGGGAAGUCAUUGUACUGGUCAAAGUCUACAGCUUAUUGGUUUCUCAUGUUGAUUGUGAAGUAACUGCACUUGGAGAUCCAAUAGGACCUAAGGGACCAACUAUCAUAGAGAAGCCUAACAAUGUUGAUGAUGACUUGAAGGUGGUUACCGAUUCAAUCAAUGCAAAAGUGUUGAAUGAUGACUUCAUAAAACUGAUUGCCAGUAGAACGGCGGAUCAAAGAGCUGCCAUAAAUGCAGCCUACUUGAAGGCAUCAGGCAAGGUAAAAAUAGCAGUUCACAGUGAAAGUACCAUUUGCACAGAUUCAGUUCAAACAGAAUAUUUGUAAUUCUCAUCAAACGAAAAUCCAAAUUA